Molecule: messenger RNA, 3456 nt
Organism: Mollisia scopiformis
Lineage: Eukaryota; Fungi; Ascomycota; Leotiomycetes; Helotiales; Mollisiaceae
Product: DNA replication factor C, large subunit
Exons: 5
Coding region: 114-3329 (1071 amino acids)
Biological process (GO): DNA repair; DNA replication
Cellular component (GO): DNA replication factor C complex; nucleus
Molecular function (GO): ATP binding; ATP hydrolysis activity; DNA clamp loader activity
Source: RefSeq, a predicted model, not a curated record
AUUUUGCGGAGCUCAACGCAAGUCAACACUCCGAAAUGUCAAUUUGACAAACUUAAGGGGGCACUCCAUUAUCAUCUCCGAUAAACUUCCAAACAGGAAUCACGAAUUUCAAAAUGCCUCCGGAUAUUCGCAACUUUUUUGGAGCCAAAACUCAGACCCCCAUCCGAGAGAAGGAGACCAAGGAAACCAAGAAAGGAGAUGAUUCCAAGAAGAAGCGAGGCAAAAGCCGCAAAGUCAUUGAAGAUAGUGAUGACGAUGAACCUACACCAGCGGUCAAGAAAUCAACCCCCAAGAAGGCACCCGCCAAGAAAGCUGUGAAGCAGGAAUCCCCUAAAGGACAAGAAACCUCUACAACGGAUUACUUUGCUACCAGCAGCAAACCUAAGCCUACCAAAACCACUUCCGCAAAAGCCACUCCCGUCAAAACUAAGAAUCCGCCAAAAUUCGAAACUAAUGGUCGGUCCUCUGCUCGCAAGAAGACCGCAACAUCGUACAAGGAGGAAGAGGAUGACGACGACUUUGCUAUCCCUUUAGAUGACGAUGAAGAAGGGGCGGAUGACAUCUUUGCUACAGAUGUUAAGACAUCCGGCAAGAGAAAGGAUGACGGUUAUGUCGAGAGUGACAGUAACGAUGAACCCAUUGUCGUGCCAAAGAAGACAGCGAAUGCCAAGGCCAAGGGUUCUAAGAAAGAAGAUGUUGAAAUGAAGGAUGCUAGUGACUCUUUUGUCUUGGCAGAUGAGAGUGAUGAUAUGAUGGUCAUCGACAAGCCGGCCCCAAAAACCACUGGAAAGAAACGAAAAUCUGUGGAUCUCGAGUCGGAAGAUGACGAGGAAGAUGUCAAACCAAAGACCAAGUCCGUCAAGGCGAAGUCCUCUAAGCCGCCACCCGCGAAGAAACCAAGAGCCCCGAAGAAGAACGAACCCGAAAGCUCUGCUGUUCAGGCGAUUCUUGAUAACAUCCCGACUGUAAGAGCACCAACUCCGCCUCCGCCAGACGCCAGUGCAAAAUGGGACUGGAAAAAGGGAGGCGGUGGUGGUGGCAAUGCUGGACCACCGGCCGGUGCAGGAUCCAAAGAGAUACCAGUGGGCGCAGAAAAUUGUUUAGCUGGUAUGACUUUUGUGUUCACUGGCUUACUCGAGUCAAUCUCUCGUGAAGAGGGAACAGAGCUUGUGAAGCGAUACGGAGGUAAAGUCACAGGUGCGCCGAGCAGCAAAACAACUGCUGUGGUCCUCGGCAAUGACGCUGGUCCAAGCAAAUUACGGAAGAUAGCAGAGCUUAAAAUCCGGACGAUCAACGAAGAUGGUUUGUUUGCGAUGAUUAGCCAACUUCCUGCCAAUGGAGGUGACGGCAAAGCAGCCGAGAAGACUAUGGAGAAGAAGAGAGCAGAAAUGGAGAAAAUCAAGAAGGAAGCAGAGGAGAUGGAAAGGGAGGAGAAGCGAAAAGCUGCCGAAGCUGAAAAGGCCGAGAAGGAGGCACAAAAGCAAGCUGCCCUCAAAGGAACGUCUGCUCCAGCGCCCACCCGCAAAGUAGCACCUACUGCUCAACUAUGGACUAGCAAGUAUGCUCCAACAUCAAUGAACCAGAUCUGUGGCAAUAAAGGGCAAGUGGAGAAGAUUCAAGCCUGGUUGAAGGGUUGGGCAAAGGCUCACAAGUACAACUUCGAAAAGAAAGGGCCGGACGGUCUAGGCGGCUAUCGUGCAAUAAUCAUUCAUGGCCCACCUGGUAUCGGGAAAACCACCGCUGCACACCUUGCUGCGAAGCUGGCUGGUUACGAUGUCAUAGAGAGCAACGCAAGUGACACUCGAAGCAAAAAACUCGUGGAAACAGGACUUAAUGAUGUAUUGGACAACAAUUCUCUCCUCGGUUACUUUUCAGGUAACGGCAAAGACAUUGAUAAGCAGAAGAAGAAUAUUGUCCUCAUCAUGGACGAGGUGGACGGUAUGUCUGCUGGAGAUAGAGGCGGCGUUGGUGCCCUUGCCAAAGUCUGCAAGAAGACUCACAUACCAAUGAUCUUGAUCUGCAACGACCGGAAACUGCCAAAGAUGAAGCCUUUUGAUUUUGUCACGUUCGAUAUUCCCUUCCGCCGUCCAACACUGGAUCAGAUCCGGUCUAGGAUUGCAACCAUCUGCCAUAGAGAGGGCUUGAAAUUACCCAUGAAUGUGAUUGAUGCCCUCGUUGAGGGUAGCAACAAAGACAUUCGCCAAAUCAUCAACAUGUUGUCUACGGCCAAACUGGAUCAAACCUCUAUGGAUUUCGACCAAAGCAAGGCCAUGUCCAAAGCUUGGGAGAAGCAUGUGAUUUUGAAGCCAUGGGACAUCUGCCAUAAGCUUCUAGGCGGAGGUAUGUUUGCUCCAAGCAGCAAGUCGACUCUUAACGACAAGAUCGAAUUGUACUUCAAUGACCAUGAAUUCAGCUAUUUGAUGAUUCAAGAGAAUUAUCUGAGCACCAAGCCAAUACUUGUGGGAAGUCGACAGGGACGAGAAGCCAAGCUGAAAGAAUUACAGCUCGCCGAUCAAGCUGCAGAGAGCAUCAGCGAUGGCGACCUGGUUGAUAGAAUGAUUCAUGGUUCCCAGCAGCAGUGGAGUCUUAUGCCAACUCACGCCGUGUUCAGUGCCGUCCGCCCUGCUAGCUUUGUAUCUGGUAUGAUGACUGGCCAGACAAGCUUCACGUCUUGGCUUGGUAACAAUAGCAAGCAACAAAAGCUCGUGCGCUACGUGAAGGAGAUUCAGUCUCAUAUGCGUCUGCGGACAUCUGGAGACAGACACGAGAUUCGACAACAGUACUUGCCCGUUUUAUGGAUUCAAAUGAUCAAGCGGCUUGAGCUUGAGGGAAAGGAUUGUGUCGACGAGGUUAUCGACUUAAUGGACAGCUACUUUUUGACAAGAGAUGACUUCGACUACAUGAUGGAGCUUGGACUUGGCCCUCAAGAUCAGGAACUCGUCAAGCUUGAGACACAGACCAAGUCAACUUUCACAAGAUUAUACAAUGGCCGAUCUCAUCCGUUGCCGUUCAUGAAGGCAUCGAAUGUCGUAGCUCCUGCGAAGCAAAAGAAGGAAGCUCCUGAUCUUGAGGAGGCAAUCGAGGAAGAAGAUGAGGGCGAUGCGGUCGAGGAGCCUACUAAAGAAGAAGCAGAGGAGAUCGAUUUCAAGAAGGAUAAAUACAUCAAGCAGCCAAAGGUCAAGAAGGCAGCGGCAAAAAAGGCUACCAAGAAGACGAAGGGAAAGGGUGAUGACGAGGGCGAGCCUGACGACGACGAUGAUGAGGACGAAAAGCCCAAGAAGAAGGCCAAAUCGAAGGCGUCGACGGCCAAAGGGAAAGGAAAGAAAUGAUUGUGUAUAGUCUAAUCUACUGUAUAUGUUAUCUAGCAUAGCCUUUUGAGGUUUGGAGGUCUGAGUGUAUGCUAGUUGAACAUAUUCCUGCCAAUGUUGGGAUUCAGAGCAGUACUUGAAAUGCGAU